Molecule: messenger RNA, 276 nt
Organism: Leptosia nina
Lineage: Eukaryota; Metazoa; Arthropoda; Insecta; Lepidoptera; Pieridae
Source: the annotation of a GenBank genome assembly
AUGUCGCCCUUGAAAGUAACCUUCUGCUUUGCAUUCCUUCUUGUUCUUCAGGCCGUGAACGGACAAUUCGGCCCAUAUGGAAAUUGGGGUCCAUACCCAGCCAUGUCCAACAACGACAAUGACUUGGACGUCAUCCUGCCAAUCAUGCUCCUCGCCAUGAUGGGUGGCGGAGGCUUCGGCGGUGUUCCCCCACCCGCAAUGCCAGUGCCCAUUCCUUACGCUGGUGGGUACGGAGGUGGUUGCGGAUGCGGCGGAUGUGGGUGUUCGCGCUGCUAA